Messenger RNA from Striga asiatica, 1179 nucleotides. The record is from the annotation of a GenBank genome assembly. Lineage: Eukaryota; Viridiplantae; Streptophyta; Magnoliopsida; Lamiales; Orobanchaceae.
AUGUCCCCGUACUGUUUUGGGUAUUCCAAAUCAGUAUUAUUGGUGCUCUUCUCCCUAGUCUGCCUCUCCUCUCUCCCGCUGUCUCCGGCGGAGCCUUCGCCCUCUCCCGCCCCCGCCCCCUUUCCCUUUCCUUCCCUCCUCCACGAUGUGUCCCACUUCAUCUACUUCCCCGGGACCCCAGUCACCCCACGCUGGCACAAGAGCACCCUCACCUACGCCUUCUCUCCCGACCACGGGAUCGACUACCUGGACCCCGCGGAGGUGCGGGCCGCGUUCGCCCGCUCGUUCGCACGCUGGUCCGCGUGCAUCCCCGUGACCUUCACCGAGACGGAGGACUAUGAAAACGCGGACGUGAAGAUCGGGUGGUACAGCGGGGACCACGGGGACGGGGCCCCAUUCGACGGGGUGCUCGGUGAGCUGGCCCACGCGUCCGAACCCGAGGACGGGCAGAUCCACCUGGACGCGGCCGAGAGAUGGGCCACCGACUUGCGCAAGGAGCGGUCCAAGGUUGCGGUGGACCUCGAGUCGGUGGCUAUGCACGAGAUCGGACACGUGCUCGGGCUCGGCCACUCGACGGAUAGGGAUGCGGUCAUGUACUUUCACCAGGGGCGGAGGACGAGAAAUGUGGAGCUGGCGGAGGAUGACGUGGUGGGGAUCCAGACGUUGUACGGGGUGGUCCCAUUCAAAGACUACGUGUCGUCGGGGACGGUGGAUUUGGAGGGAAGAAAGGGACUGAUGAUGAGGUGGAGUGCCACGGUUAAGGUUAGGGAGGGUGGCAGAGACUGGGGUUGGGGAGUUGUAGUCAAUGUGGUAAAGAAAACCCCAGCUGCAUCCAAUUCUUUAUCGGCUGUAUUUGCUUCUCACGUAGUAAUAGUUACAUUGUGGAUAUCCUUCUUCACUGCUCCUUUGGCUCAAGUGAAAACUGUUCUCAACCAAAACCUUGCACUCCUCAUCCUGGAGAAAAAGUUGCAGAGAAAAUAUGGAAGACUCAGAGGACUUAGGAACCUCUCUAACCUCUCUGUUGGUGAAGAUCACAAGAUAAUGACAAGGAAAAAUCCUGUUGAGGGUGCUAUUGCAGUAGCUUAUGGAGUAAAACAUUUUAAAGAACGAACUUCAAAGACCAAAAAAGCAGUAGCAGAUGAAGUUUCUAAACUUCCUCUUGCCAUGAUGACAAAGUAA